AUGUGGUUCUCUCGACACCAUCGCGCGAUCCUCAGGACUAAGAACCGCGAGAUGAGCUUCAGCGAUAUCGGGAAGGCAGUGGGGGUGCUGUGGAAGUCGGCAACGGAUGAACAAAAGCGACCUUUUGACGACCUUUCCGCCGAGGUGUGUGUAACAUGUAACGGCUUCGGGCCGUGCUACCUACCGCUCAUAUUGUAG
Messenger RNA from Ectocarpus siliculosus, 198 nucleotides. The record is from the annotation of a GenBank genome assembly. NCBI's taxonomy places the organism in Eukaryota, Phaeophyceae, Ectocarpales, Ectocarpaceae.